This is a messenger RNA of Apus apus (common swift), 3569 nucleotides long. It is a transcript of the gene ITGB2, whose product is annotated as integrin subunit beta 2. Gene Ontology annotation, cellular component: integrin complex; focal adhesion; cell surface. Gene Ontology annotation, biological process: cell migration; cell adhesion mediated by integrin; integrin-mediated signaling pathway. Gene Ontology annotation, molecular function: amyloid-beta binding; integrin binding. The transcript is spliced from 16 exons. Lineage: Eukaryota; Metazoa; Chordata; Aves; Apodiformes; Apodidae. The record is from RefSeq and is a predicted model, not a curated record. The coding region runs from base 120 to 2438 and encodes 772 amino acids.
UUGAGGUGCAUCGCAGAACUCCUCAUGCCCUGCUGCUUUUCCCAGCUGAGCUUGAGAAGCUGAGACCACCCUCAUCGCCGCCCGAGCACGAGACAGAAGAGGGGGCUUGAUGCGAGAAAAUGUGGCGUGACUGCUGCCUCCGGCUGCUGGCAGCGACCUGGGUGCUGCUGCUGGUGACGACAGCCUUUGCCAUGGAGUGCCCCAAGAUCAAGGUGGGGACAUGCAAGGACUGCAUCCAGUCCGGGCCUGGCUGUGCCUGGUGCAAGAAGCCGAAUUUCACCAAAGCUGGUGAGCCAGACUCCAUCCGCUGCGACACCAUCGAGCAGCUGCAGCAGAGGGGCUGCCCGCGUGACAUGAUUGAGUUUCCAGUCAACAUCAUUACGAGGACACAGGACCGUCCACUCAGCAACGACGUGCAGCUGAGCCCCCAGGAGGUGCACCUGAAACUGAGGAUAGGCCAGCCUGCUGUAUUUGAGGUGAAGUUUCGCCGUGCCAUGGGGUACCCCAUUGACCUCUACUACCUCAUGGACCUCUCCUACUCUAUGCUGGAUGACCUGGAGAAUGUGAAGAAGCUGGGAGGGGAGCUGCUCAGGGCACUGGAGAGCACCACCCCUUCUCGCCGCAUAGGGUUUGGCUCCUUCGUGGACAAGACGGUGCUGCCCUUCGUGAACACGCACCCCGAGAAGCUGCAGAACCCCUGCCCCAACAAGGACAAGCAGUGCCAGCCUCCCUUCGCCUUCAAGCACAUCCUCUCGCUGACUGACAAUGCCAAGCAGUUCGAGACCGAAGUGGGGAAGCAGUUUAUCUCAGGGAACCUGGAUGCCCCCGAGGGGGGGCUCGAUGCCAUGAUGCAGGCAGCAGUGUGUGGGGACUUGAUUGGCUGGCGCAACGUGACCCGCCUGCUGGUCUAUGCCACUGACGAUGGCUUCCACUUUGCUGGUGACGGCAAGCUUGGGGCCAUCUUGACCCCCAACGACGGCAAGUGCCACCUGGAAGACAACAUGUACAAGAAGAGCAACGAGUUCGACUACCCAUCUGUUGGCCAGCUGGUCCAGAAACUUGCUGAAAACAACAUUCAGCCUAUUUUUGCUGUCACCAGUAAGGUAGUGGAUGUUUACAAGAAACUCAGUGAGAUGAUCCCGAAGUCGGCAGUGGGGGAGUUGAACAAGGACUCCAGCAAUAUCAUUGAGCUCAUCCAGGAGGCCUACAAUAACCUCUCCUCACGGAUCAUCCUGGACCACUCCACCCUGCCAGAUGUCCUGGAUGUCAAAUAUGACUCCAUAUGCAGUAAUGGCAAGACCCUCUUGGACAAAGCCAAAGGGCAGUGUGACGAUGUCAAGAUCAACAAUGAGGUCACCUUCAAAGUGAAGGUCACGACCAAAGUGUGCAUCAAAAGCCAGUCCUUCACCAUCCGACCACUGGGCUUCACAGACACCCUCACUGUCCACCUGGAGAGCAACUGCAACUGCAGCUGCAAUGAGCAGCCCGACCCAAAUGCCUGCAGUGGGCAAGGCAGUGUCGUCUGUGGGAUCUGCAGCUGCAACUCAGGCUACACGGGUAAGAACUGCGAGUGUGAAACCAAAGGCAAGAGCAACAAGGAGCUGGAGGGCAGCUGCAGGAAGGACAACAGCUCGGUCACCUGCUCGGGGCUGGGGGACUGCGUGUGUGGGCAGUGCAUCUGCCACACCAGCGACGUGGCCAACAAGUUGAUCUAUGGCACCUACUGCCAGUGUGACAACAUGAACUGCGAGUUCCACAACGGCUUCCCCUGCGGCGGCAAAGAACGCGGGAGCUGCGACUGCGGGGAGUGCAAGUGCCUGCCCGAGUUCGAGGGCAGCGCCUGCCAGUGCAGGAAGUCGACCGAGGGCUGCCUGAACGAGCGCCGGCAGGUCUGCAGCCUCCGCGGGACCUGCCACUGCAACCGCUGCCAGUGCUGGGACGGGUACCAGCCCCCGCUCUGCCAGGAGUGCCCCACCUGCCCCUCGCCCUGCGGCACGCACGUCUCCUGCGUGGAGUGCAAGGCCUUCCAGAGUGGCCCCUUCGAGAAGAACUGCUCCGAGGCCUGCUCCAACAUCUGGGUGACCGAGGGGUUGACAGAGGAGGGCAAGCCCUGCAGGGAGAAGGACUCCAACAACUGCUGGAUCUCCUUCCGCAUGGUCCAGGGCGAUGGCAAGAUGUAUAAUGUCACCUACGAUCCUAACAGAGAGUGCCCGGAGCCUCCCAACAUCGCCCUGAUCGUGGGUGGCACCGUGGCUGCCGUGGCCCUCAUCGGCCUGGUGCUGCUGCUGAUCUGGCGGCUCUUGACAGAGCUGUUUGACCGCCGGGAGUACCGCCGGUUCGAGAAGGAGAAGUCCAAGGCCAAGUGGAACGACGCUGAUAACCCCCUCUUCAGGAGUGCCACCACCACAGUUGUGAACCCCAGGUUCAAUGAGCAAUGAAGUGGAGCAAUGCUCAGCAACGCCAGGACCCACCCUUAAACAAGGAAAUGCCAAGCUAAGGAAAUGUCAAUCUAAGGUUCCCACCUCUUCUUCUUUAUCCUGCUGGUUUGUUCCCUUCUUCCAGGAGGCCACCAGCAUGUCAGGCGCUGGCUGAGGGUCUGCACCAUGCCUGUCUCCUGGAAAGCAUCCAUGGUUGGAUUAGUGGAGCCGGGAGAAGGGAACAGACACAGCUUUGCUGUGGGUGGGACUGCAGAGCAGGUCUCACCAGUGGGCACAUGCAACAGCUCCUGUACCAGUUACCAACUGUCUCAGCUCUUGAUGCUAACUCGGCCUUCUGUCAGGAGUCUUGGACACCAAGCCCCAAAACCAGCUGAGCACACAGAGUGCUUCCAGCUUUGUUUUGGAGCUGGGAUUUCAAAACUGCCACUUCCUUUCUGCUCCAGCAGGAUCUGCUCCCAGGCUGUGCUAUGCCUUCUGCUGCUGCACAGGUCUCCACCACCGUGUUUGGACUAGCUUUUAAAGCGCUUGCUCACUGCUCGGUUGGACGUGGAGGGUCCUCCAGGCUGGUGAUCUGCUCUGGAUGUUGCAGUGAGGUGAUGGGCCCUAAGGGCUAGUGAGCACCUUUACUUGGAGAUGAAGAGCAACUGGGGAACACGCACUGAAUCUUUUUUCCACAUCAUCAGCCUCUUCCUGGUGUCGCUCCCUCUCAGAGCUACCUCUGGCAAGGCUCUGCUUGGCCUCCUGCACGCCAGGCUUACCCCUGCCAGGCCUUGAGCCCUCUGCAUGGCAGGGAGGCCAAGGGGAAACUGUUGGAACAAUGAAACAUCGGCACAGGAAGCAUUGCCUGCAGCUCAGAGCUCGGAGCCACAGCUCCUUCCACCCCCCUCAGAGCCAGAUCUGUUCCCUGCUCUGCGCGCACAUCAGACGUGCCAAGGACCAGGCAGUACCCAGAGCAUCUCCAGCUCAGCACGUUUCCAAACCAUGCACAACAGCUGAUUUCUCUUCCAUUGUGGCGUCGUUCCUAUGAAAUAGCAGUGAAAUUCCAUGUUUGCUUUAAGUUUGGGAAUAAUUUGCAUAUAGCUGUAUUAUGUCACAUCUUCAUUUGCUCUCAGAAGAGGUUUAAUGUUAAUA